Molecule: messenger RNA, 4957 nt
Organism: Styela clava
Lineage: Eukaryota; Metazoa; Chordata; Ascidiacea; Stolidobranchia; Styelidae
Product: ephrin type-B receptor 3-like
Biological process (GO): ephrin receptor signaling pathway; axon guidance; protein phosphorylation
Cellular component (GO): plasma membrane; dendrite
Molecular function (GO): protein binding; ATP binding; transmembrane-ephrin receptor activity
Source: RefSeq, a predicted model, not a curated record
UAUUUUCAGAAAUAUUCAGUAUUACCCAUACGCUUACUCAGUUUAGUUGCUAUGUCAUAAGCUGCUUGUGUUUGGGAGUAUUACGAAAUACUCGCAUCAGGACAUCCUUAUCCCGGGAAUAUACAAUACUGCAAUCAUUGCGCAAUACGGAUAGUGGAUAGAACGAAAGCUCCAAAGGAAGGAUUUUACUCCACUUAUUUAUUUGAACUGCAUAUUGCGAUAAAGGACUUUGGCAGACAAGAACAUGGCCCCGUCACCGAUUUACCUCAGGACAGUCAUUCUAACUGCCGUUUGCUUUUCAACUAUCAUCCCAAUUUCACACUGUGAUAUACGUGAAUUAUAUUCAACAAAGCAGAAAACAAGCGAUUUGAGAUGGACUUCAGUUGGGUGGGAAGAAGUCAGUGGAUUCAAUCCUGAAAAACUUCGAACAGUUCGAACUUAUCAAGUAUGCAAGAGUUCGUUUCCAAAUCAGGAUAACUGGUUGAGAACAACUUUUAUACCGGCAACGCAAAAUCAACGUUUGCACAUUGAAAUUGAGUUCUCAAUCACAAAGUGCGAUAAUCCUCUUCUCAAAUCUGCAAAAUAUUGCCGCGAAACGUUCAACCUGUAUUAUUACGAAAGUAAUAGUGAUGUAGCUUCCAGUACUUUCCCUCCAUGGAGAGCGAAAGCGUACAAGAAAGUUGACACAGUUGCUUCAAAUACAGAUGGCCCGUUCAAUAAUAAAACUUUCACUGUGGGGCCAUUGAAAAGGAAUGGACUAUACAUAGCAAUUCAGGAUCAAGGAGCCUGUAUGUCUAUCAAUGGACUGAGAGUAUACUAUUAUUACUGCCACGAAAAAACUGCUCAACUUGCCACAUUUCCAACUACCAACGCAGGAGGGGAAGCAACCUCCCUUGUGGCUUUGAAAGGAGAAUGUGUUGCGAAUGCACAGCGCACUAAUGGAGAAGUGCCUACAUACCACUGCAACAGCGACGGGAAAUGGAAAAUAUUGACAGGAGGUUGCCAGUGUGACCCGGGAUUUAAAAGAAAUCGAGACUCCACUUUGUGCCAACCUUGUGCUCCCGGUACUUUCAAGGCCGAUGCAGGAAACGACGAUUGCACAGUUUGUCCUGCGAAUAGCGGUCCCAGUGUAUCCAGUAACACAACUUCAAUACCAAGCGCCGGACUUGAUUUCUGCAGAUGUCUACCAGGAUUCUUUCGCGCUGCCGGAGAAAAGAAGACUGAACCAUGUACCAAACCUCCUACAAAACCAAGAGCAGUAACUGUAUCAAAAAUGAAUGCAACGUUUGUGUUACUAAGAUGGACUCGACCAGAAAGUACCGGAGGAAGGAACGACAUCACAUACAGAGUUUCAUGUGAAAAAUGUGGCAACGAUGAUUACUCUUCAUGUGUUCCUUGUCCAACUGAUGUUCAAGUUCAAAAUCCAAAGUCAAGUGUAAGCGGAGGUUCAACAUCAAUAAAGGGAUUGGAACCAUUUACAAGAUACAUUGUUAAAAUUUUUGCCGAAAAUGGAGUUUCAGAUUUGUCAAAAACCAGCCCUGAAUAUACCGAAACAAAACUGUUUACUAAAGAAUCAGCUCCUUCCGUUAUUACAAGUGUAUAUUUGUCGAAACGAAACGAAAGAGCAGUAGAAAUCAAGUGGCGACCUCCGCAACAACCCAAUGGCAUCAUCAGAAAAUAUGAAAUUGAAAUCAGACCAAAGAAUGACGUCACAACGAAAGUUAGAAUUGCGCCAAUUUUGAAAGAGACGGAUACCACAACAGCACUCAUAGAAAACUUGGAGCCAAAUACAAAAUACGUCAUUCGAAUUCGAACUGGAAAUUCCGCGGGAUUUGGGGCUUACAGUGUUGGAUAUGAUUUUGAAACAACGUCAAUCGUCGACAAUGCGCCGUCUUCUCAAGUUGAGGGCAAUACCACGACGAUAGUUAUCAUAGCUGUGGUAGUUGUUGUAAUCAUCUUCGUUAUAGUUGGAUUAGUUAUCUAUUAUAAAUGCGGACGUCGAAUGACCGGCAAAGAUACAAUAACAAACGGGGGAUCUCAGAGACAUGCUCAAGAACCAUUAAUAGUCAAUUUACCACCUCCAGGUCAUCGAAUUUAUGUCGAAUAUUCGGAUCCGAAUCAAGCAGUCAAAAACUUGAAUAAAGAACUCGACCCAACAGAACUGAACGUUUUGGAUAAAUUGAUUGGUGAAGGUGAAUUUGCACAAGUACUCCAUGGGAAUCUUACUCAAGGUGGAGACACAUUCCGAGUCGCUGUCAAACAACUGAAACAUGGAGCAUCAGUGAAAGAUCAAUCGAAUUUUUUGAGAGAAGCUUGUAGCAUGGCUCAGUUUGAUCAUUCUAAUAUAUUGCAAUUGAAGGGCGUUAUUACAAAAAGUCGGCCUGUCAUGAUUAUCUCAGAAUACAUGGACAAUGGAUCCUUGGAUGAAUAUUUGAGAGUACAUGGUGUAGAAAUUGUUCAUCAUCAAUUAGUGGGAAUGCUACAGGGUAUUGCAAGUGGAAUGUCAUAUUUAUCGAAGAUGAAAUACGUCCAUCGUGAUUUAGCUGCGAGAAACAUCCUUGUCAAUUCCGAUCUCAUUUGUAAAGUUUCUGACUUCGGUCUCUCAAGAACUCUGGAAAAUGAUCCGCAUGCUACAUACACUACACAGGGUGGAAAAAUUGCUAUUCGCUGGGCUGCUCCUGAAUGCAUUCGAUACAGACAAUUUACUUCAGCAAGUGACGUUUGGAGUUAUGGAAUCGUAAUGUGGGAGGUUAUGUCCUACGGAGAAAAACCGUACUGGGAUAUGACCAAUCAACAGGUCGUUCAGAACAUUGAAAGUGGAAUGAGGUUGCCUGCACCUACGAAUUGUUUAAAAGCUGUUCACGAAAAGAUGUUAGAAUGUUGGUCACUCGAUCCAAACAAAAGGCCGAAAUUUAUUGAUCUUGUCAGCGAUCUUGAAUCUCUCAAAAAAGCUCCUCGACCAAAUGGAAAUAUAACUGGCAACGCAUCUUCAGCAAGUCUAGCCGGUGCUUGUGCAACUCCUAAUCUACAACAUGCGCUAGAUCACGGUGAAAUAUCCACAGUCGAACAAUGGUUAAAAUGUCAAAAAUUAGACAAAUACAAAGACAGAUUCCUGGCUCGUGGUCUUGAUACUUUGGAUAAAGUUUCAAAUCUAACAAUCGGAGAUUUGAGAGCACUGGGCAUCGAUGUUACAUUACACGUUCACAAACUCGAAAAUGGCAUCAAAUCUCUUCGCCGUCAUCUCAGUACGUCAUCAAGCCGACCAACGUCAUCAUAUUCCACAGAAGACUUAGAAACAGGCGACGAUGACGUCAUGUUACCUAACGGCCAUGCCGACACCCACAACCGACCAGUUCGAAACGGAUCCGUCAGAAGACCAGCUACGAUUGAAGAAACGGAAGUUCUUAUACCGGAAGGAAGUGUCGCUGUUUGAAAAUGCUCUCGGAUGCCUCCAAGUGAGCAAAAAUACGCGGAAUGAGCUCAUUACACCGUAAAGCAACUUCAGGACUAUGGCACGGAUAAAGAGCCACCCAAUGUAUGCUACGAGAUAUGCUUUGUGAAAUUGCGAGCAAAUUGAAAAAAAAAUUUGAAACAGUACAACUGAACGACUGAAAUGAAAUUUUAGCAAAAAUAGGCAAAUUUAAAAAACUUCCCACUUUUCGUAUUGUUAUUUGACUUCGUCAUAUGUACAUGAAAAACAAAAUGGUUGUCAAGUCUUCGCCUUGGCUAACACGUCUUAUCUUACUUUGAUUGGUAAUUUAAACAAACAAUAUACAAACGCAAAACGCGGCUACGGAAUAAUGUACGACAUAUUGACAUUUAUGCACUGCUUAAAUGAAUAAAAAGUGAAUUUAAGAACAGGGAAAUUACAAUAGUACUGAUUGGAAGCCAUUCAAUCAUUGGGUAAUUAGGGCAUCAUCAUUUUUCUGCCAACUAUUUCUCAUAUAUAACUACCGGUAUCAUUUAUUUCGACAAUAGACCGUAUAAUUCCCAACUAAAGUUCUAUAUUAUGAUUACGAUAAAAUAACAGCCCUGUGGCACAAUUGAAUAUUAGAUUCGAUAAUCAUGUUUUGUCAAUUGGAAAUCGGAUAAUUUAUUAUUUAUCAAAUUGGAAAUGGUUCCAACUUUGCUUUGUAUAUAAGCAGUUGUUAUUAGAAAAUAAACGUCUUUAUAUUUUAACUUAAUUGUUUUUUUUUCCUUUUUGAGUGAUGUAGUAUUUAUUUAGAAUCUAUUUUGGGUUAAAAUAUUGACGAAAUUAAUGGUUCUCCAAAACUUUUCAUCGGUAAUGUAUCGAUAGAUAACCGCUUUCUGUAAAGUAAAAAUCCAUGGGCGCAAAUUUUGUUUCUGUAAAAACAAAAACUUAAUUUGCAUGUAAACAAGAGAACAAUGAUCAAAUUAUAUGGAAACUGUUGUACAAUGAGUAGUACGGUCACCGUAAUAUUACCAAAAUUCAAGCGCCAACUGUUGUACAAUGGUCCCGUGAAUUUAAAAAAACAAAAGUAUUUUGGGGUGGAAUAUUGGGCGCCCUAAAAAGAAUUAAUGUGAAUGCUGAAUUUUUUAGCAAAAUGAUCCACAGGUCCACUUCGUGUCUGAAAACAAUGCGAGAAAUGUUUCUUUUCUAUAUUUGUUUUCUUCGUUUAUGUUUAUGAUAGGUUUGUCCGCAAAAACGAGUUUUACGCACGGUUUGUUAUUUUGACACAACUGCUUAUUAAGUUCAUUGGCUUCACUGUAUAUUUGCACGAUGCUUUACUUUAUUCGUUAUUUUGAUAAAUAUAGAUGAUGAAACACGAAAAACAAAACGAAAGCAAAGACAAUUAUCAACGAAAUGCAACCAAACAAAGCUUUUAAGAUAUCUUAGAUUUUGUACAUAACAUAUUCCUGACUAUAAAUAUUCGAACUUGAAUCAAUUUCUUCGAAAAAGUCGGAGAAAAUUGAUUCAUCGGAUAAAACCUUUGCU